This is a messenger RNA of Danaus chrysippus (African queen), 480 nucleotides long. The record is from the annotation of a GenBank genome assembly. Lineage: Eukaryota; Metazoa; Arthropoda; Insecta; Lepidoptera; Nymphalidae.
AUGACUUUAAUAAAACAACAAAUUAAUUCACACAACCGGAAGGGCAUUAAUAUAGCACUUUCCUCAUAUUUUGAACAUGAUCAAUUGGGGGUCAAACACUUUGAUAGGAGCAACGCACCCGCGACUUGGAUACGAACCCGCACUUGGAUACGAACCCCGGACCAGCGCCAUCUAGGGUUGAAGAGCGGAACUAAAGGACCCGCUCACAUAGAUGUUGCAAGCGGGCCAUCGGGGGAACAACUAGGAAAUGUACGGCCGGCACACCACUGCACUCACGCACACAGACACGCGCGUCACACCGACGUGUGUAUUGAGGUGCAUUUGACAGCCGUCUCUUCCUGUCCGUAUGGAGCCGUCUCGGUCGCACACGUGCGACUCCACGUAAGAGCUAAGGAAGCGCGUGACGCGAGUCUGCACUCCUCCCACUCGGGGGAUGCCUGUAUGUCUGUCUCGCUCGGGCAAGGCAACGGAGUGCGUUGA